AUGACUACUCAACUCCCCUUCAAGAUCACAAAUAGCAACGCAGCUCCACCAUCCCUCACAUCCACAUCGUUCCAACUCACCGCCAACCCGUCAACAGACAUUUGGCGCACGCCUGUGCCCGUUGAAGCCAACCGUUUCAACGCUCCUAUCCUGUAUAAAUUGAUCCCCCUGUCAUCAUUCCGCCGCGCCCGAGUCACCGUCUCUGCAAGCUGGACCACCGAAUACGAUCAAGGUGGCCUGGUCUUUGUUUUCCCGCACACGAAAAGAUGGAUCAAAAGCGGUAUCGAGUUCUUCCAAGAUCAACUUUUCGUCAGUACGGUUGUGACGGAUCGAGGGGCAGAUAUGAGUUUGGUGCAAACAGGAUUGAGAGGGAAUAAGGUCACACUAGAAGCUAGAAGCGAGAACGGGGCUUUGUGGAUCUAUGUAGUUGAUGCGGAGAAGACAGUGCCUAUUAGAGAGAUUUCAUGGGCGCUUUGUGGUGGAGAGGAGGAAGAAGUGUGGGUUGGAGUUUCUGCAGCGAGACCCGACGCGUGUGAAGGGAGAGAGGAGGCACUUGUUGUGGAUUUUGAGGGCUUUGAGCUGGAAGUUGUGUAA
This is a messenger RNA of Lachnellula hyalina, 594 nucleotides long. RefSeq lists its product as uncharacterized. Bases 1 to 594 code for a protein of 197 amino acids. The record is from RefSeq and is a predicted model, not a curated record. NCBI's taxonomy places the organism in Eukaryota, Fungi, Ascomycota, Leotiomycetes, Helotiales, Lachnaceae. The transcript has a single exon.